UCUACAGAGUCCAAAACUGAAGCAAAUUCUACUUCUUCAGAUCGAAUCACACUCUCAUUUUCCGCAUUACCCUCGAAAAUGUCCAAGCGUCUGAUUCCACUUCUCAACAGAGUCUUGGUGGAGAAGGUUAUCCAUCCUUCCAAGACCACUACUGGCAUUCUCCUUCCUGAGAAAUCAUCCAAGCUCAAUUCCGGCACAGUGGUGGCCGUUGGACAAGGUGUUCGUGACAAGACAGGGAAUCUGAUUCCAGUUUCUGUUAAGGAAGGAGACACUGUACUUCUCCCUGAAUAUGGUGGUACUGAAGUGAAGCUUGGUGAUAAAGAGUACCAUCUAUACAGGGAUGAUGAUAUAUUGGGCACCCUUCAUGAUUGAUUGUUGGUUACCCAAUUUAUGGGUGAGUUAUGUAUAAGUGAUGGUAUUAUCAUCAAUAACAAUUGUUUCUUUUCUUGUUUUUGACCUAUAUUGACAAUUAACUAGCUUUUGCAACUUGGUUAGUUAUGUGAUGUAAUCCCUCCCCCUGUGAUUGAUUCAAUCAUGGUUUAUGGCAAUUGAGAACUUGUUAUCA
This is a messenger RNA of Impatiens glandulifera, 565 nucleotides long. RefSeq names its product 10 kDa chaperonin, mitochondrial-like. The record is from RefSeq and is a predicted model, not a curated record. Gene Ontology annotation, cellular component: mitochondrial matrix. The transcript is spliced from 3 exons. The coding region runs from base 79 to 372 and encodes 97 amino acids. NCBI's taxonomy places the organism in Eukaryota, Viridiplantae, Streptophyta, Magnoliopsida, Ericales, Balsaminaceae. Gene Ontology annotation, molecular function: metal ion binding; protein folding chaperone; protein-folding chaperone binding.